AGAACGAGUUUGUAACAUGGUCAGCAUCCAUUGAUUGAUGUGCGCGCUAACCAUCGGCUGGCUAAUCCCGAUGAGUGACAAACGUUUAAGCCAAUUGCCGCGAAGGCAACCCCCCUACUCCCAUAGUAUCUUUAUUUUUGGAAACCAUAAAAACGCUCGCGACAACGGAGAGGGGCGACCUAGCGGGGGGUUAAGCUAAUCAAAACAGUCGUGGCUCCCCAACAUCGACAGUCGUCAGCUCGUUGCACACUUGGCGAGUCCUCGUCCAUUUUUUCCCCCUACGUCGUGACCGGAGCGAUGCAAAUGUCACAAGAAUCAUCGUGGAAUAGCUUUAUUAUGGCGCUGAGCUCCUGGUUCCUGCUCCCUCCCCCCCUUCCGCGGGACCCCCGCUGAGCUCGCCGGGGAAGCCCUCCGCCGAGCCGCGGUGUCGUCUCAUGGCCCCGGCGGUGGUGGUACCGAACCGAGCUUCAGUUCUUACUACGAUGCCGUGCCACGAUGAUUGUCGCGUCCGAGAUUUAUCCGGGGGAGCCCAUCACUGUUCGGCCAUGUGAGUCCUUCUCAGUUUCAACAUGCAAGCUGCAUAUACACGGUAAAGAAGGUGAAUUACAACUGGAGAACAGAAGGACAGAGGAGUGUAAAAGUGGCAAUAACAAGCACGCACCUCUCCUCCCUCUCACCAGACGACAUGGCUAAUGCUGGGGACACUGAGACUGCAGCUCUCUCAGACUUGGAGGUCAUCUCCCAGCAGGUAGAUGAUGAGAACCAGUGCUUGGCUCCUCCGGUUCAGCUGGUGAGUUUCGGCUACCGAGACCUUCCUCUCGCAGCACUGGACCUCUCGCUGGCAGGCUCGCAGCUCCUUUCCAACCCUGACGAAGAUGAAACAAGGGAAGGGUCCAACUGGCUGAAGCCAUGCUGUGGCCGUCGAGUGGCUCUGUGGCAAGUCUGUCUGCUCAGUGCUGGCUUUAACUGCGUCCUGGUGGCUUGCGUCAUCCUGGUGGUGCUCUUCCUCUCCUUGGAGCUGCUCAUAGACACCAAGCUCCUUCAGUUUACCAAUGCUUUCCAGUUUGCCAGCAUCAUACACUGGAUCAGUCUCAUCAUCCUGUCGCUUUUCUUUUCAGAGACUGUCUUCAGAAUUGUGGUGCUCGGGAUCUGGGACUACAUAGAGAACAAAGUAGAGGUGUUUGACGGAGCUGUCAUCGUGUUGUCCCUCGCCCCCAUGGUGGCCUCCACGGUGGCCAACGGACCCAGCAGCCCCUGGGAUGCUAUCAGCCUCAUUAUCACGUUGCGCAUCUGGAGGGUGAAGAGGAUCAUCGACGCUUACGUCCUCCAAGUCAAAGUGGAGAUGGAGCUGGAGAUCCAACAGUGCGAGAAAACCAAGGCAGUGCGCGAGGAGCAGCUGGAGCGUCUCACUCAAAUUUGCCAAGAACAAGCUGUGAGUUUUGAGAUCAGGCAGCUGCGGGCCCACCUGGCCCAACAGGACCUGGACCUGGCGGCCGAGCGUGAAGCGGCAAUGCAGAUCCAUCGCGUGUGGGCGAAGCAGGGCAGGAAUUUCCAGGUUGUGGAGGGCUUGACUCCUGGGGAGUCUGAUGACGAGGGCACUAAUAGGAAUCCUAGAGAGCUACACAACACUGCAGAUUCAGUUGUACGUGAUGAUAUGAACAACUACAUCAGCCAGUACUACAGUGAAGCAACCAACGAUGGCAGAUCUUGUGGCUUAGGGACUCGUGUCGUUACCACAGCUGCCAUAGACAUCCACCUCCCAACCAAUCACAUCCAAUCCAACCCCCCUCACGACCUGAAGCUGAACUACAGCUCCCACCGGUGCUGCACGCCUUCCUUCUCUGGCCAGGAGCAGAGCACGGUGGUCCAGGAGCUCCUCUCGUCUCUCUCCGAGGACUCCUGCCUUGCUCAGAAGGGCCUGACGGUGGACCCGGUCAACCUUAAGCUCCCCAGUCCCACUGGCUCCGAGAAGGCAAGCCCGGAACAGGACAACAGAAUAAGGGUGUUCAAUCGCAGGAACCACCAGGAGAGGCAGGGACGAGGUUGCGUCCUGCUGCAAACCAAGCCGCUCAUUCACCUGCAGGGCGGCGCCACAGAGCCCUCACUGGAGGAGAAGUACCUACUAUUGGGUCCGGCAGACACACCUCUCGGCCACAUGUCGGACACAUAACACAUUUACAUUGGCACUAUAUGGGAAAUAAACACGACUGAACUGCUUUGCAGUGUGCGUGCUUGGCCUAAAGUGCGGUGGUGAGUUUGCAUUUUCUCCUCACAAUAGUCCAUUUUUGAUGCAUUUGGUUGCUGCGUACAGUGAUUCUAGAGUUGACAUGUCUUUACAGAAGACUUUACAUUCCAUGGUCCUCCAUGAUGGCUUUGAUGAGAAAUAGCCACAUAUACAGAACGUAGCACAAUAAAUCCAAAUAAGCCCCACCCAGGUAGAAUUCAGGGAUGGGCGGAAAAGUAUGUCUUGAUGCAAUUGAGGAAAAUGGAGUGCAACCACUUGUCUUAGUUGGUGUCAGAAGAAGCACAAUAACUCAUGGCCAACUCCCACUAGCCCGUUGGAAAGGUUUCUGGUUUCAGAACAGGUAUCCCCUAUUUUAAGGUCUACCCUAUCAAAUUGCUUUAUAGCACCAACAGAACCCAUGUGCCUGUUUGUUUAAAAUAUUUUGAAAAUGUAUUUCUAUGGCCUCAAAAUUGCUUAAAAAAAAAAAAAAACUAUGACAUGACUCAGACAAAAAUUAAAUUUCUGCCACUAAACAUCACCAUUGUAGCAGGAACCAACCGGUCCCCAUUGAUUAAAAGAACGACUUUAUAUAUUCUUUUGUAUAAAUGACUGGUACACAAAGUAAUGGUUUCUAUGUUUUAGAGCAGGAGUGUCCAAACUAGAGCAUAGAUCUUGAGCCCGAGCCCGAACCGAGUUUUGGGCCGGGUCGACUUCUCUCUGGCUAACUUUUUAAAAUAAAUUAGGGCUGUCAAACGAUUAAAAUUUUUAAUCGAGUUAAUCACAGCUUAAAAAUUAAUUAAUCGUAAUUAAUCGCAAUUCAAACCAUCUCUAAAAUAUGCCCUAUUUUUCUGUAAAUUUUUGUUGGAAUGGAAAGAUAAGACAAGACGGAUAUAUGCAUUCAACAUACUGUACAUACAGUAAGUACUAGGGAUGGGAAUUGAUAGGAUAUUUAAGAUUCCGAUUCCAUUAUCGAUAUUGCUUAACGAUUCGAUUCUUUAUCGAUUCUCUUAUCGAUUCUAAUUUUGGGAAAAAGAAGAACAAACGUUUUGAUUGGCAUCGAGUUUGUUUAAUCAGAACUCACAACCUUACAAACUCACAACGAAAUCAAAAGAGGCCCAAAGCCUCAAUGUUAACUGUGGCAAUAAGUGGCAAAUACACAAGAAUGUGUAACAUUUUACUGAAACAUUUAUCUAAUAGAAAUAAAAAAUAUUGGUAUAUAUUGGCAGAUAGGUUGUUGUUCUGCCUUUGGCAAUAUGUGUUAAAGCAGGGGUCCCCAAACUUUUUCCUGUGAGGGCCACAUAACUUUUCCCUUCUCUGAUGAGGGGCCGGGGUCAGUUUGUAACAGAAAAAGUGUGACGAUUGCAGAAGUGCAUAAAUGUAAAAAAUUAUUGUUUUUCAGAAAGCCACAAUCAAAUAACCCUUUCUGGAUUCUUCACGGAAUGAAAGUAAAUAAAAUAAAAAUAAUAAUAUAAUAAUAAUAAUUAAUAAUAAAAACACUAUUAAUUAAAUAGAUAAUAACCAAAUAACCCUCUCUGAAUUCUUCAAGGAAAAAGGCCAGGAAAUAAAUAACACGAUUGAGAAAAAAAAAAAAAUUCAAAAUGGCCGGACCAAAUGUGGAGGUGGGCCGUAUUUGGGCCGCGGGCCGCAGUUUGGGCACCCGAAGAAAUGCCGCAUCCAAGCGAGUGAGCGAGCGAAGUGAGAGAGGGAAACACUUCUACGAGCCUACGUUCUUUGUUAAUGUUAAUAUCUACAGAGGCAACGCCUGUAUGUAUCAUCUUUUGUGUUGUUGUUGUGUUUCCACUCGCGAUCGGACAUUUAAAUCCAGUUGUGUAGUGGUUUGAACGAUGUGCUAAUGCUAGCGAACGAAUGCUAACCAUACUGUUAUUAGCAGCUAAUCAUCGCUGAUUUACGUUGAUGCAAACCUGUUUGUUAUUGAGGGACGAAAUUGAUUUGUUUCAUUUCUAUUCUUAGUUUCACUCUUCAAGUGAUGGUUGAAUAAAGUCAGCAAAUUAUACCAACGUCUUCUGCAUCGUCAUUUGGGAGUUUAGCUAGCUGUAUAGCCAGAACUGAGCCUUAGCCCCUCACUGCGAGGACAGCGCAGUCGUAUUCCCUCCCGAUGCAGUUAUCUCCAGCUUGCAAUGACUACAAGUGUGCUUUGUUGUAAUUUUUCCUCGUGAAGUGAAGACACACUUUCGAGCGUUUGAACCUACGUGCUGUCAUUGUUAUGUUUAUGGCUGCAAUGCUCGUGCUUACCCGUCGUAACCUUUCAUUUUCACACUCUUUCCUGGUGAAGUGUAGUCAAACUUUGGAGCGAGUGGUUCUUGGCGCCAUGCUAGUUUGAUGCGUCUGGACAACAAGACACGUCACGACGCAAUACGCGUCUUUAGGAAUCGUUAAAGGGAUCGUUAAGGCUUUUUCAUUGUGAUGUCGAGGCCUCGAAACACUCGGAACCGGUUCCGAAUUGGAAUCGGAUUUCGAUUCCCAUCCCUAGUAAGUACUGUAUUUGUUUAUUAUAACAAUAAAUCCACAACACGGCAUUAACAUUAACAAUCUUUCUGUGAAAGGGAUCGACGCAUAGAAAGACUUGUAAUUCUUAAAAGAUAAAUGUGAGUACAAGUUACAGUCAUUUUAUAUUAAAAGUAAAACCCCUCUGUAUGUUUUCGUUUUAAUAAAAUUUGUAAAAUUUUGGGCAACAUGAAUGUCAGUGGUGGCUGCAAAUGGCAUAUCUUCUCUGCAUUAUGUUCAAUACAGGGUGUUAAGAAAAAGUUUAUCUCCUGUCAUUCUUCCCCACGUCGCUCACCACAAUAGUUAUAAUUGUUGUAGAAGAGAUGCCAAAGCAUAUGCCAACAAGUAGCGCGGCCCCAAUGAGUGCCUCGUCUUGAAGGCAUACAAACCUCGUUCGUGUGUCCUUUCCUCCUCCUCUGUCUGUCUGUGGCUGCGCAGACGCUACGGAGCAUGUGCUCCGCGUGCAGUACCUCGUACCAAGCCCCUCGCCCCUCCCCUUUCUCUUCGUGUCCCCUCUCUGAGUGAGCACAGCAGCUGAGCCACUGCCAAACCUCGCUUCAGACACGUGAAAAAGAGAGAGCGACAUAGAGAAUGGGAGAGAGCGCGAGAGAGAGGGAAAAUGACAGAGCCGGCUCUCCAGAAAUGGUGCCGGCACUCAUCGUUCACUUCAAAGAGCCGGCUCUUUGUACCGGUGUUCACUCCACUCACUUGUCUCUGCCUCUUAGCUCUCAAUAUACAUAAAACGGCGCCAUUUUAGUCUGUUUGCGGCAAUGUAUGAGUUGAUCGUCCCGUGCAUGCGUGAAUUGCGUUAAAUAUUUUAACGUGAUUAAUUAAAAAAUUUAAUUACUGCCCGUUAACGCGAUAAUUUUGACAGCCCUAAAAUAAAUAUAUAUUCAUAUAUUUAUACUAAAAGGAUGUAUGGAUGUUAAACUAAGGAAUAUAAAAUAAAAUAAAACAGAUAAAGAUAAGACAGAGAAGGCGCUGUGCAUUCCUGCGCACUUGAACGCCGUGGCUCCACCCUCUUUUUAAUCUUCCACUCCUGAGCUGGCGUCCUCUGCAAGUCCGCAUCCUGGUAUUUCCGUUUCGUUGUGAAGCAGCAAGAAGUGAAAAACAACCUAACGACGGGGGAAUUGAAAAGGCACAGGUAUGAGUGGGAUAUGGAAAGACUUCAAAUUUAUUGUUGACGAUGCUAUACGAAAACCUGUGUCGGCUUCGCUGAAUGAAAACGAAUCCGGUGCUUUGCUCUCAUACGAUAAAUAUAUUUAACAAAAUUUUCCAGCGUUAUUUCGUUGUGUAAAUGCAUUCAUAAUGAUCAUAAAAAUAUGUAGACUAUUUAAACAUUGAGGAAACUUUUUUUCUGCCAACUCGAAGAGAUUAAAAUCAAUGUCAAAUCCACUAUCCGCCUGAUGGAACAGACACACAAAUAUAAAAGAUAUAUAUGUUUAUUGAUCAUCUUACAGUCUUGUUUAACUGGGAGAAUUUGUUACAAAAUAGAGGCUUUAAUUUGUUAUCAUUAUGCACAGGCAUCGUCACAAAUGUGAUCACACAAAACGCAACCACGCAUCGCAUCCCUGCAUUUCCUCCUUCUCCUUUGUCCUCACAAAUAAAACAUAAAAUUUGGGGGUUUCUUUCGGGCUCUGGCCUACAAAUAAAACAUAAAAUUGUGUUUUUUUGUUUUUCGGGCUCGCGCCUACAAAUAACACAUAAAAUUUCUGUUUUUUUUUUUCGGGCUCGGGCCUGCAAAUCAAGUUAAUUGAUCAGGCUCGGGCCGUGUUGGACUUAAAUACCCGCAGGCCGGGUCGGGCUGGAUUUUUUAGGGCUGAUCUAACCUCUAGCCCAAACUUUGACCCGCGAGACAACAGCUACUCGCUGCCCAGUUUUAUUGGCCCGCAGCAAAUUAAAAAAAACAUUUUUGAAUAUGGCCCACACUUCAAGCCCAAAUUCAGCCUACAUUUUGUUGCACAUCUCAGCUUUAAAGGGUGCUACGGAUAGAAAGACAUGUUGUUCUGAAAAGAUAAAUGUUAGUACGAGUUAUAAUAAUUUGAAUCUUUUUUCGUUUUAAUAAAAUUUGUAAAAUUUUUAUUAACUUGUAGGUCGCCAUUGUUGUUGACGUCGCAGGGCGGUGACGUCACAUGGCCACGCUGCCGGACUUCCACCGUGUCACUCUUCAACUACAUUAACAUGUCGUCGGUUCUGCCCUUCCAAUUUGAACCCUAGUGGAACAUUAAUGUGAAAGACAGCAAAAGCAAAAUGACCAGGAAAGACAGGAUGAGUCGAGUAGCGUUCAUUUAUCAAGUUUGCUAGUGACAGCACUCCCCUGCUCUAGUAACGAGGCCAGGAGAGUGUAUGAUGUCAAAAACUGUUUGGGGAUAGUUAGCAUCCAGAGCUGCCGUGUGCUUUAGAUAUGAUUCGGGUAUACAGUCAAAAACAUCAGUUUGAUUAUUUUUGCUGAUAGCCCAGGGCCGUGCAUCACAAAAACGUUCUCUACCGAGACCUGUAAUGGCGUCUUACCUUAUUUUGUCAAGUAAAAGCAGAUGUCCAGAUUGUUCAUCAUCCUGCCGGUUGCUUCCCAUUGAAUAAGCGACACGGAAAACGAAUAAAUGAAUUAAUGCCCAUCAGAUUAUAAUGACGCCUUAUUUUGCACAUUGAGAUCUAAGAGGCAGAGAAAGGCGAGUGGAGGCAUUCAGAUUCUUCGCUCGGACUGCACCGUUUAUUGGCAUAAGCUUCGGCAACUCCUUCACAACAAACAUAAGUAUCAUAUAGUGAAAAUACAACAAAAUAAUAUUCAUAUCUCACAAAAAAUAAUGUUCACAAAAAGAAAAGCACUUCAAUCUGUAUUAAUGAGGCCCUAUUCCCACACAGUUAAACAACAAUGGAAAGAGAACUGGCAUUUACAGAUUCACAAUCAAAAUAGAUAUGCAAAAUACAAAUAAAACUUACUCAGACUUUGGUCAAACUUUAAACAUUUUAGCAACUCGUUUAGCUCAACAAAUACACUGGAUGGCAAUAUUUAGUAACAAUAUACGAACUAUUAUGCUGGGAGCCAUUAUCAGUGGUCUCGUACGUUGUGAAGACAACAUUUAAAUAUGUCUCCAAACUAGUCCACAUAGGGCCGCAGUGGGUGCAGGAUUUCACUUCAACAAACAACACCACACCUUUUCACCAAUCUGGUGUUUUGUAAGUGUAAUCAGCUGAUUUCAGUCAGGUGCUUCUUGUUUUAGUACAAACCACAUUGGUUAAAAGUUCUGUGCUUGAUCGGUAUGAACAAAAACCAGGACCCACAGUGGCCCUCGAGGACUGGUUUGGAGACCUCUGAUUUAAAUGAACGUAAGAGACAAUGGAGCCGCAGUAAACGGGAAACUACGGCUACUCAGUCGAGGGACAAAAUGCUCUCAUUCGCUUGAUCGCUAAUUAAUUUAAAACUCGCCAUUGACACCUUGUGGUGUAUUUAAAUCACUACCUUACAUUGUUAAAGAGUGACACUGUGAAGUACGGCAGCGUGGCCAUGUGACGUCACCGUCAACAAUGGCGAGUGUUGGAGGCAGUCUUUCAGGUCCUCCGCGCGUUCGUUUUCAAUUCAGGUGAGACGGCUAGACUGGAUUGCAUAUUAAAAGACUGGAAGCAAGAGGUCAAUACUGCGCAGUUUUAAUUUCAGAAAUUUCUGGGUGCAUUCAAUGACAGAACAAAGCUGUGUAGAGAAAUGCACACCGAACAGAGAGUUCGGCGUUGCUUAUAUUGUACUUAGAAGGAGGUGUGUCUGUUUGGUGACAAACUCAUCUUACAAAAUAGGUCAUGACCCUUGCUCGUUGGCAGUUAAAAGUCCAUGAUUAUUGUUGGCAGUUAAAUCAAUGAAGGGAAACUAGAAUAUCAGUAUUUGGUUUUACAUUAAUUUUGAAAGAAAUAAUGCUGUGCAAUUAAAUUGCGAUAUCCUGGAUGUCAUUUUGCGGUUUUAUUUUUGUUCUGCAAAGUUUCGGUAAGGCUGGCAUUGAGUGAUCAUGUUUCACUGCCGUUGACGGUGAUAGACAUCUAAUCCAUUUUAACUGGCACGGCUGCCAUUGCCAGAGUUAAAUUGGACUGGACCUCUAUCACUGUCAAUCGUAGUCAAUGAAUAAAUAAAAAAAUAAAAAGCCAAAGGUUUCUACCCGAUUCAGAUCUUCUGUUCAACAAAUGAACGUGUUGGCCAUUGCAUCCUUUGAUUUAUCUGAAAGUGGCCCUCGGAGAAAAAAAGUUUGGACACCCCUGUUUUAGAGGAUUUGUGAACAGGUAUUCCGUCACCCAGUAGUUACAAACAACCCAUGACAGAGGUGAUAAAUCAUCAUGACACAUAUGACGUUAAAAUGCUAAGCGUGAUUUAUUUGUAUUGCCAAACAAUAUGAAUGAAUGCAAAGAAUAGUCAUUGUGGUAAUUAUAUGUAAAGGCCCGGGUGAUUCAUAAUGCUGGACUUGAGGUGUUAAGUGGGCCAGAAGACGUUUCAAAUAAUCCAGAGUAAUUAAAUCCUAAAGAUGACAUCCACACCGCCCUCUUCUCUGACAGCAUUAAUUUGGUACUCCUAGAAUAUUGAGAAUAAUUUUCCAGUCCAAUAAACUGGUCUAUCGAACUGAUCAUUGAUUUUACCCUAUUGUCCAACAUGCAUCCCUAGUGGACUUGAAUGUGUUAUCGAACACGUUCUUGAUCAGGAAUCAUCACUUUGAACUGCUUUUGAUGGCACUGAACUUUCUACUCAUGAAACCAGCAAAGGGCCGAUUUGGCCUUCAAUGAAUUACAGUAAUCCAAACAAACAUGCAUUUCCUCAAAGUUGGAUUUCCCAACAAGUGAAAUGAGGGGAUUGUUAUUACUCAAAAGCAUUUUUUUGUUUUGUAUGUUUUCUAUGAUCUUUUUUUUUUUCACCAUUAUUCCCAAAAAGUCACAGUUUUUGUUUUGUUUUUUUGUUGUAAUUAUUAUUAUUAUUAAUUUUUUUUUAAUCAAUUAUGUUUACAACUUGUUUAGUUGGACAUGACAAAAGUCAUGCCUUAAGUACACUGUUUGUUGUUAUAACAAUAAUUGGGAUGUGUUGAUUGGAAUCAAAUGUCACAUUUUUAAACAUGGCUGAUUCUUAAUAAAAAUGGAAGUGUUUUGAGUGUGGUCCUUUUAAAUAGCAGGCAAAUUCUUUUGCACUUUAAUGUUUACAGGCUCUUUUGUAAACUUGAUAUACUUGGGGAAGACUGUGGGGUGCGUG
Corythoichthys intestinalis (scribbled pipefish) is the source of this 9944-nucleotide messenger RNA. Its product is annotated as transmembrane protein 266-like. The record is from RefSeq and is a predicted model, not a curated record. NCBI's taxonomy places the organism in Eukaryota, Metazoa, Chordata, Actinopteri, Syngnathiformes, Syngnathidae. Gene Ontology annotation, molecular function: voltage-gated channel activity. The transcript is spliced from 12 exons. Bases 686 to 2170 code for a protein of 494 amino acids. Gene Ontology annotation, cellular component: dendrite; plasma membrane.